This is a messenger RNA of Fulvia fulva, 1578 nucleotides long. RefSeq lists its product as uncharacterized. The transcript is spliced from 3 exons. Gene Ontology annotation, molecular function: protein binding; U6 snRNA binding; U4 snRNA binding. NCBI's taxonomy places the organism in Eukaryota, Fungi, Ascomycota, Dothideomycetes, Mycosphaerellales, Mycosphaerellaceae. Gene Ontology annotation, cellular component: U4/U6 x U5 tri-snRNP complex. Gene Ontology annotation, biological process: mRNA splicing, via spliceosome. Bases 1 to 1578 code for a protein of 525 amino acids. The record is from RefSeq and is a predicted model, not a curated record.
AUGUCGAUGCACCCGGCGCGACAGGCGUAUGUCGAAGACGAGCAGAAACAGGAAGAUCAAGGCAUUAGCAUCGCAGACGUACCCCUCGACACCAACUACCAGAUCCCCUCCGCCCCAGGCGAGCCCUCCCAACAUGCAGCCUCUGUGCUGGGCGAGUUUGCGCGAAAGCGAAAGGCAGCCGCCCUAGCAGUCCCGACGGAUGACCAGCGAGUGCGCACCGAGCUACGAGCACGCGGCGAGCCCAUCACACUUUUCGGCGAGCGCAAAGAGGACAGGCGAGACCGGUUACGCUCAUUGAUGCUCCGCGAGCAGGAGGGUGGAGCUGACGAUGAUGAGUCUAUGGCUGAUGCAGACGAGGGCGAUGAUGCGGGCGACGAGGAAGGAGAGUUCUACAUCGAGGGGACCCAGGAUCUGCUGGCUGCGAGGCGCGACAUAGCACAAUUCUCACUACCUAGAGCGAAGCAACGACUGGCACGCCAGAGGGAAGAGAGCAAGAUACCUGUCGCGACGCACGUGCAACACCGAAAGGCUAUCAAGGAGAAGCUGAAGGACAUCGAACUGCAGGGCAGUGAGAUUGCCAGCGACAGGCCUGUGAGCAUAGUGCGGUUCUCACCGAAUGGGCAGAUGAUAGCAUCUGGAGACUGGGCAGGCAGUGUCAAGCUGUUGGAUGCAUCUAAUCUGACGACCAAGACUACAUUGCGGGGACACAAGGGCAUGAUCGGUGGCAUCAGCUGGUAUCCAGGUGCAACUCUGCCUGACUCGAAUGUCUCGGAAGAGAGCGUGAACUUGGCCACAUCUGCAGCAGAUGGAGAGAUACACCUGUGGUCGUUGAAGCAGGACACACCUAUCGCAUCGCUCAGUGGUCACGGUGCGAGAGUAGUGAGGGCAGAAUUCCACCCUUCAGGACGAUAUCUAGCGAGUGCGAGCUACGACACAACCUGGCGGUUAUGGGAUGUGAACACAACAAAAGAGCUUCUCUUACAGGAAGGUCACAGCAAAGAAGUCUAUACCGUAGGCUUCAACGAGGACGGCAGCUUGAUCGCAUCAGCCGGUCUGGAUUCUAUUGGCCGCAUCUGGGACAUGCGCACAGGCAGAACGGUCAUGCUUCUGGAAAGCCACGUCGCACCUAUACACGCCCUCGACUGGGCCAGCGACGGCACACGAGUAAUGACAGGCAGCGCAGACAGUUUCGCCAAGUGCUGGGACUUGCGCGCAGUACGCGAAACAGCCAGCAUCGGUGCUCACAUCGGUGGCGUAUCAGACCUACGGUGGUUCAAGGGCACAGACGGCCCACUCUCCGGCCAACAACAACAAGCCGACACCACCAUGACCAAUGGUGACUCUGGAGAACAUGACACCAUUCAACCGAAGAAAGCAGGCACCUUCAUUGUCAGCGCUGGCUUCGAUAAAACGGUCAACAUCUUCUCCGCCGACGAUUGGGCACCCUGCAACUCCCUCACCGGUCACGACGGGACGGUCCUCUCUGUCGAUGUCGCUGCCGACGCAAGCUGUAUAGCAUCCUGCGGUCGAGACAGAACCGUAAAACUCUGGGCUCGAAAUGAUGGGAGUGGCAUAUAA